Molecule: messenger RNA, 1682 nt
Organism: Clarias gariepinus (North African catfish)
Lineage: Eukaryota; Metazoa; Chordata; Actinopteri; Siluriformes; Clariidae
Gene: taf15
Product: TAF15 RNA polymerase II, TATA box binding protein (TBP)-associated factor
Exons: 16
Coding region: 72-1442 (456 amino acids)
Biological process (GO): regulation of DNA-templated transcription
Cellular component (GO): nucleus
Molecular function (GO): transcription coregulator activity; RNA binding
Source: RefSeq, a predicted model, not a curated record
GCGCGCGCUGAUACUGUAGGGUUUUUUAACGUUAAGUCGCAGGCAGAGGAGUUUUAAUUUAAUACAAAAUUAUGUCUUCUGACUCAGGCUACGGGCAGCCUGGUGCCCCACAAAGCUAUGGAUCCUAUGGUGGAGCUCAGGGCUAUCAACAUGGUGGUGGUGGUGGUGGUGGCGGCGGCGGACAGGGAUACGGACAAGGUAAUGGAAGCAGCUCGUAUGGUGGACAGAAUUAUGAGGGCUAUGGGCAGUCAGAGAGUUUUGGUCAGUCGUCACAAAGUUACUCUGGCUACGGACAGCAACCGCAGAGCUAUGAAGGCUAUGGGCAGCAAGGCUCUGAUUCUUCAUCAGGGUAUGGGGACAAGUCUUAUGGACAGCAAAGCUCCUAUAGUCAACCAAGCUCUUAUGGUCAGCAAGGUUCUUAUGCGCAGCAAGGCUCAUACGGGCAGCAGUCUGAAGGUGGACAGUCUGGGGCAUCAUACAGUGGUCCAGCAGGUGGUUAUGGAAGACGUAAUGAAGGUGAGAACAGGCGAUUUGGUGGUGAUGAAGGAGGUGACAGGUCUGAGGGGUACAGGGGCAGAGGGCGUGGUGGCUACGAUCGUGGGGGCUAUGACCGCGGGGGUUACGAUCGUGGUGGUUUUGACCGAGGUGGAAGAGGAGGAGGACCACCCUCUGGUAUGGGUGGUGGUGACCGUGGUGGCUACAAAAAUUUCGGUGGACCCAGAGAUUAUGGUCAAAGGGAUGAUGCAGGUGAAGAACAGGACAACUCUGACAACAAUACAAUUUUUGUCCAAGGCCUUGGAGAGGAUGUCACAACUCAUGAAGUUGCUGACUUUUUCAAACAGAUUGGAAUUAUUAAGGUAAAUAAAAAGACUGGCAAACCUAUGAUUAACCUGUACACUGAUAAAGCUACUGGUAGACUAAAGGGUGAAGCCACGGUCUCAUUUGAUGAUCCUCCUUCUGCUAAAGCUGCCAUCGAUUGGUUUGACGGCAAGGAGUUCAAUGGAAAGCCCAUUAAGGUGUCAUUUGCCACAAGACGGGCAGAGUUCUCCCAGAGAGGAGGAGGAGGAGGAGGAGGAGGGAGAGGACGUGGAGGUUUCAGAGGUCGAGGUGGCUUUGGUGGAGGCCCUAAUUUUGAUGUUAAGGGAGGAGACUGGCUUUGUCCCAACAGCUCUUGUGGAAACAUGAACUUUGCACGGCGAUAUGAGUGCAACAAAUGUGGUGCACCAAAACCCGGUGACAGUUUUGGAGACCGUGGUGGUAGAGGAGGCUUCAGUGGUGACCGUGGUGGUUUCAGAGGAGGAAGAGGAGGUGGCUUCAGAGGUGGGGACCGUGGUAGUUAUGGUGGUGGUGGCGGCGGCGGCGAUCGCGGCAGCUAUGGGGGUGGAUACAAGAUGGGAGGAAGAGGUGAGCACAGAGAGGAAAGAAGAGACCGGCCCUAUUAAAGGAUUAUUGUGGACUUUGUUGUAACCCAUGAAGCUGGGGAGGGAUGGUUGUAAUAUUGGGAAUAAAGUAAAGGAUGGGUCCAUUGUUGUUUUUUUUUUUUUUUUUUUCUUUUUUUCCCCAAUCUGUAACUUUUUGCCAGAUUGUUUAGUGUAUUGCUUCCAGUGGCUUUUUUUUUUUUUUUGUCCAUUAGAAUCACUGUCCAUCUAUGGUGGAUGAUGGGGAGCAUGAAGGAGGGGGGG